Messenger RNA from Pelagomonas calceolata, 7872 nucleotides. NCBI's taxonomy places the organism in Eukaryota, Pelagophyceae, Pelagomonadales, Pelagomonadaceae. The record is from the annotation of a GenBank genome assembly.
CUCGGCGCUGGGACAGCCACAGGCUGUGGCCCACUAAACGCGCUGCCCGAGCGGCACGAGACGGCCGCAGGGCAUCCGUCGCACGGGCUCCGAGACCCCAGCACGGCGCCACUGCGAGCCACCAUGCAUAAACACCAGCACGCAUAACCAGGCAGCAUGGGCAGCCAGUUCUCGUCCGGCUUCGUGCCGUCCGAAUUGAGGCAGCAUGUGGAAAGACCCUUGGCGCGAGUCAAGGUCUUGUUUGAUGCUUUCAAGAGACUGUGCCGGGACGACUUCCAGAACAACGGCAUGUUCAUAACCCGAGACCAGUUCCAGCGGGUCUUCGACAUGGACGUCGACGAGGCGCAUCGCCAUUUUGGAUAUUGGGAUCGGGCGCGGCGCGGUCGUGUUAGUUCGGUGGAGCUGUGGGGCGCCAUGGCGUUGUGCUGCGCGGAGCGCGAGGAGCUCAAGAUCAAUUUCUGCUUCUCGGAGUUGCUGGACCUCGAUAAAGAUGGUGCGCUCAAUGAAGUUGAGUUAAGACUACUGCUGUCGAGUGUCUCGACGGGUGUCGCUCGACUCAAGCAGAUCCGGGCGCCUCCGCCCGACUUGAUUGAUACUGUGGUGCAAGCAGCUUUUGAGCAAGCUAUCAAGACCGAAGACGAGCUCGCAUUGCAGGGCAAGAUGGACCUGUAUAAUUUUGGCAUGUACCUGAAGGGCGACGAUGACCUCCAAAAAUAUCUAGCGUCACUGGAACGAGAGGAUUCCGGCGACAGUGAGGAGCUGUACAAGCAGCAAGCUGAUUUACUGUUGGAGUUAGCUAAACUAGAUGCGCGCCUCGAUGAAAUAGAUGAUGAGAGAGCCAGGGCGGAGCACGACAAGCGGUUGUACGAGGACGAGCGGGGCGGCGACGUGCGCAAAGAGUUGGUUGUUGGUUUACGGGGUUUAUACGACGAAGCGUCGUCGGACGAUGAAGUCGAGGUGUUGCUGGGCGACGGCGAAGCUAGAUUGGCGAGUGCGGCGCGGAAGAAGGCCAAGGAGAGCGGGAGGGCGAUGGUGAUCGAGCAGGAAAAGACGUUUGUGACUGCGGGAGAGCCCGUGCACAUCUCCAACAAAUUACUAGCCAAGGCAUACGCGUCGAAACAAACCACGACCUACUACAAGAAUGAGGCUAAGCGCCGGAAAGCGCUGGAGCGGGAACGAGCUCUAAAAGUCGAGGGCGGAUUGGCCUACUCGAAAAAUCGUAAGGAGAAGAUUGACACACCAACAAGCCCCCCGAGGCAAGCGUCGAAGCUCAACGCCCAGAUGGAGCGACGAGCGCGGCGCAAGAAGGCCCUCGGGCCGCGGGCGGGCGACGACGGCGGGGACAUAUUUAAACGACUCGCGCGAAAGCCGGCCAAAGCUUUGGUGGGCAGUGACAAGGACGACAAGGAGAAAGCCAUGCUGUUACAUAAGUGGCGGACCUUCGAGCAGGGCAUCGACGAGCUCGUGCGGCUCGAUGUCGACUUGUUCGAGGAUUUAUUUGAAGCUUUGGCGGUGUUUAUUACGGACGACGAGGCUCAGGAGGCGUUGAGGGUGAUGCCCUGCAAUGCUGUUGGUGCUUAUUCAUUGGAUGCAGUGUUACAAUGGCACCGCAAUCGGCACGUACAAGAGCCGACGGGCAACGAAGCCAUCCAGGCGGCCAAGACGAAGCUCGAGACGAUCAAGGAUUGGGUCAACAGAGCCGGCUCUAUCCUAAGGAGGUGGUCCACGAAUGUGAGGUCUCGGUUAGCCGCGAAGCGCGAGGAGAUGCUCGCUCGUAGUGUAGUAGCGGUGCAAGAAGAAGAAGAAGAUGAAGAUGAUGAGUCGGACUCCGACGCAUCGGAAGCAGACACGGCGACGACGGCGUCGCAGUCCGUCAAACUACCUGUGAUUGAAGGACCGCAGGAGAUCGUCCCGGGACUCCGGGGCCAAGCGCCCCAAGCAACGUUUGACGAUCCAAAGCAAUUAGUAUCACCGGCCAAGUCCGAACAGUCCUACAAGCCCGAACCGACGCAGCCCUGCGCGGGGAACGCUUCCCUCAAAAUAGGCGAGGGGGACGACCCUAAACUGACAGAACCGAAGGCUUCGUUAAAAUUCGCCUUGUUGCGCACAUCAAGACCGCAACUCGGGCUGGGUGGCAAGAGCGGCCCCGACGCGUUGAACGACGCCAUCGACCAGGGUUUAAAUGAUACAAGGAAGCUAGAUGUAUCAGCUGCCGAAUUGAUCUCCGUAGAUUAUCGAAGGGCCUUGCAAGCGUUCCAAGGUGAAUCAUCGGCACCUAAAGAGCAGAAAUCACCAGUCAAGCAGCCGCGGCCGACGACGGCAGCCUCACCGAGACGACCUAGAACCGGCAUCGACGACUGGGAUCCCGAGGGCCCCGAGCCUGCUAGAUCCGUGUUUUGGGUCGAUCUGCCCAUCGACAAGGAUGUAAGUGUGGAGAAAGUGGUCAGUGUCUCGAGGGAGAUCGAAGCUACUGCCAGAAUCAUACCUCGAGAUUAUGCGAAGCAUUACUUUGAUCGGGUGAGGUGUGACGUGGUGGUCGCGCAACUCCCCAUGAAAAGUAAGGGCAAACGUAAAAAUGUAGCAGGUCAGAAGGUCGAGAAGCCCGUUUUGAGGGUGCAGGUGUUUUCCAGACAUGAUCCCCUGCAGAUCGUCGAAUCUGCUUUACCGGAAGAUGCGAGACCGUCGCAAAUCCUAGGUACAAUAACAGGUGUCUGUGAUUUCAAUCAUACGUUGGCUGAGCUUGCGCAUGAAGCGGCGAAGUACCACGACUUGGCGCCGCGGCUCUGGGGCCCGCAAGAAGUCGAGCUAGGUGACGAGAGUCCUACGUCCUUCCGAGAACGAAUCAGGUUAUUGAGGAAGCAGUUGCACGACGACGCCGACGCCGUGGAUGGGAUGGACCAGGACGAGCUCCGAGAUAGGCUAGAAAGGGAAGGUCACGCGUCGACCGGCGCCUUCGCGAGGGGUAGAGACAAAGAUGGCAAGGAGAAGCAGCCCGGCAAGGUCGCGAGAGAGCGAUUACGAGCCGUGCUCUACCGGAAAGCGGCGCGAUUGGGAUACGGGGAACUGUCCGACUUUGGGGCGAAAGUCGCUUCUAGCAUUUUCAGACGCUUCGACCCGGACAAGAGUGGGGGCAUGGACUUCGACGAGUUCGCGGCCAUGAGUCGGGAGUUGGGUGAGUUGGCGCCCUUGGACAGUGCCGAAUAUAAAAAGUCUCUAUCAGCUUCAGACGUGCAUCUGAAGACCGAGGAGCAUGUGGACCCCAACACGCACAUGAAGCGCGUCAAGGUCAUGGGCGUGUCUGUUCAAGGUUUCGUGGCUCGCUAUGCUCGGAAAGGUUCUUUGGGUACGGACGCGGCUCUGCUGGGGUGUGGCUCGCUCGACGACCAGAUCCAACUCAUCAGUUCGAUGCAGCUGGAGUUGGAUGCGGACGCGGCCGGUCGCGUCGAAGCGGCUCUCGUGGCGCACGCUCGGACCAUGUCUACUGAAAGGGUACGGAGCUGGUGGCCGUUGCGGACGUUCUUCCCGCAGCCUCGUCAACAGCGCCGCGCGGCUCUACUAGAGUGGCUCGCCUUCUUCCUGAAGUUCUCGAAGGGCUGUUUCGUCGAAAGGACCGCUUCCCGAUUGUCGGAUGUGCUAGGGAAAGAUACCGCACCGGACUGGCUCACGAGCCCCGGUUACUUGUUUUAUGCCAUCCACCAAUUGAGGGAAACACUAGCUAGAGGAAACGAGGGCGUCAUCCCGUUAUUUAGGAACGCUCUACAAGAGCAAUUCGGUUCCAGAUGGACCUCCUUGCAUGAAGACCUCGGUAGUUUACACGAACAAGUACCAGUAAGAGAGAUGGUCACAGAUCCAUUGGGAGUACAGAAGCAGCUGGCCGAGGACGACCAGGUGUUUAAUGCCAUGGCUGGAGUGGCUGGUGUGGGGCGCUUCGACAGUAGGCGAGAAAAGGUCCAGGAUUUGACUGGAUUUUCUCAUGUGAACGUCAUGCGCGUCGCGGCGAAGGCGUCAUCGAUACAAUUACGAGGCAUCCCGGAGCCGACGGAGGAGGAGGCUGAACGAGCAAAGGAGCAGGCCGAGAUACGAGCGGCGCAGGCCGCGAUCUCGCCGGCCAAGUCGACAACUUCCCAGGCUUCGGACCUCGGCGAGGAGCACGACGUUUCACUAUAUGAUGAAGCCUUCGAGCGGUUGUUAUUAGGCGAGGAGAAGUUCCCUCCGAAGCCGGACGAAGAUGACGUGGUUGUUGUGGGCGGUCUGAGCGCGAACGACCCGACGGCGGAGGAGGCCGAGGCGGACGAAAAGGAAGAACAGUUAAGGGCCCACGGGUCGAACCCCUUCUGCGACGAGGGGGCCCUACAACAUUGUGCUCACUUGCAGACCGAGGUCGACGACUGCGAAUCGGCUCUACAAAGGGAAAACAUUCCUCCGUACGCGCGCGAGUCGCUCGAGCGGAGAAGAGACGCUCGUGUUCGCGAGUUGGCUUGUUAUAGUGAAGCGUUCGAGCGGCGAGAGGUUUUGGCACUCGCACGAGCUUUGAGGUUUUACGACGGGCUCCGAGACAUUGCCGCGGGCCCGUGCUCCUUUGGCUUUGGCACUCACACGCGGACAGUACGAGGUGAAUUGGACGGCUUCCUGGAUACGGUCAGACUCGGCAGAUUACUUCCAGCGGGCAUGGGCGAAGCCGCUGCCUUAGAACUGCACGAGGCGCAGGAAAAACGUAGAGCGACGGACCGCCUCCUCGAAGCUCAAAGGCGUAUUUUGCACGAGAAGGAGCUCAUGAGAAAGGCGGCGGAAGUCGCGGCCCAACGAGCGAUCACCGCCGAGAAAAGAAGAGUGAGGAGAAGGUUCGUGGAAGAAGUGAGGUUAUACGGCCGGGGCGAAAAGUACAUGCGCGAAGCCUUGUUUUAUGCGACCAAAUAUGGACCUACUGAUAGUGUAGCGGACCGGAAACGGUUAGAGGCGGAGGAGUUGUGGCAGAAGCUCAUCAAGGUCAGGAAAGAAAGAAGGGGUGAUGUAAGUGUCGCGCACGCGGUAUGUGUCUCGAAUCUAGCGGUGCUAGUCGCCAUCCGAGGCCGCGCAAAUAAGUCCAUGCUCCAAUUACAGGAAGCCGUGGAGCAGGCCCAAGCUGCGAUCGGAUUGGCGGAACGAGCCCUGGAGGACCGGAUCCGCGCCGAGGCCGCCUCGACGAAGUGCCUCUUCGAGAUCUACCACCAAGCCUUACUGGACUGGGACAAGGCCUUUGCGAUCCUCGCCGCGAACGAGGCGAAGCAAGAUCAUAAGAGGCAGGCUAAAAUUAGUCUGUUAGAGCGGGAACAGGCUUCACUACAAAAAGAAGAAACCGAGGACGAAGAUCGAGUAGCGAUCAUCGAGGACCGUCUGAAGAGUCUAGCCAAGUCCCUGGAGAGCAUGACGCAGCAGCGCUGGAACUCGAAGUUCGAGAUUGAUUCUUUCAUAAAAACAAAGCCGGAGCGACCGCUCAUAGAAGUGGAAAGGCACGAGGACGCGAUGCUGGUACUAGCUGUGUGCAUCGCGAACGAAUUGCUGAUCAUCGAGGACAUCGGGCCGCCGCCUGACAGUCAAGAAGAUCUGAGACGGAACGUGCUGUGGCGGCAGUGCGUUGCUAUAUAUGCUUGUGCGUCGGAGCGAGGCCGGUCGCAGCUCGACAACUUGAACAGGCGCUUCGCGCGACUGAGGGACGAGAACUACAUGCCUGAUGCGAUGCCUUCUUCCUCAGACGACGACGACUCGGACGAUGAAUCAGAUGAGUCCGUGGCACCGGAGCCGGGGGACACGUUCGUCGACGAAACACCCUUAUCAGAGAUGUGGUACGAACGACAUGCGGAGGAUGAUCCAGUGCCACCUCUGAAUAUACAAGGAUGUGGUGUCGAGAUAGGGGGCUUCUUCCCGCCCCCUUCUCCCUCUGCAAUAAGGCAGGAGAUGGAGGCGAAAAUAAUCGCCAAGGAACAGGAGAAGGAAACGAAGAAGCAGGAGGUCCUCCAGGAGAAGGAGCGCAACCGCAAGACCGAGGCCAAGAUGCGGCGCAUGCGCCGGCAAAUGAGCAUGAUCACGGACUUCGACGAGGAGACGUUGCGCAAGUUGGAAAGGGUCGAUCCGGCACGAGCACGGAGAAUCAGGGCGAACAUUGAACGCGAGAGAACGUUGGAGAUCAAGCGGUUGCGGAACCUCGAGAAGGAGGAACGUAGAAGAUUGAGGAAGGAGCGCGAGAUGAUGGCGCCGACGGCCUCUAUUGAUCCGUGCAGUCCGGUCCAGUCCAAGGAGGCCGCGGAUUGCCAGCGGCAGAUUGAGUUCAUACGAGAAUUGAAGGAGCAGAAGGCCUCGAAGAAAGAGAUUAAGAAGGCUACGGAACACUUAAAGGAGCUCCAGGAGGUCCAUAAGGAAGUACACGGCAAAAUUUACGACGAGUGGGUUAGAUUUAAGGGCUCGUACUGGGAGAACGUGCCUGGUCGAAGCAACACGCCUACCCUCGAUCGGGCCAUUGAAAGGGUACUGGGUCGAAGACGAUCGAGGGGCUCGCUGGGCGAACGGCCAGAGGCGCUGCAGAAGGCUCAAGAUAGAGGUAGUGACAUGCGGCGGUCGUCCUUCGAGGACAACCGCGACAAGAUCUAUGGACGGCCGACGCGGUUGGUGCGGCCCGAGCCGUCCUUCCAGCGCAAACAGUCCGCUCGUAAAGAUCUGAUCAACUACGAGAAGCCUUCGCUCACAAAGCCGAGCACGUUAUUACCUUCCUUAUCACGGGCCGACAAGUACGCUAUUGGAUUACAUACGGGGCACGACCGCCCCCAGAAGCGCAUCCCGCCCUCCUUGUUCUCGCGCGUCGUCAAGAAGCUGCCUUCCCUGCUGCCGCGGGCGCCUUGUGCGAAGAUAGACCAUAUCGAAGACGAGGCGUCGGUGGACUGGAUCGGCGAGGCUCUGCGGCCGCCGGACGCGCCGGUCGACGGCGUCGUCGACGGCGUUGUCGUCGGCGAGGACGAAGCUCUGUCGCCGACGCCCUCGACGCCCGAGGAGUACUUGCCCCUGUCGGACGCGGCCGUCUGGAAGUUUCAGGCGCCGGCGCCGGCGCCGGCGCCGGCCGCCAGCGCGCCUCGGCACACGCCUGGGGUCACUUGGGGCUCCGACGUGUUCAGGGGCGCGGAGACACCGGAGACACCGAAGCGGCACAUCUUCUUCGAGCCGCGGAGUCCUACGGACACCGACGGCGGCGCCUUCUCGCCGACGCCGUCCAUGGCCGACCGCCCCGGGACCGGUGCGCGCCCCUGGACCGGUGCGGGGACCCCGACGCCGUCGAUGUCGUUCUCGCCGUCUGGAGACAUGUAUGCCGCGCCGGCGCCUGCUUACACGCCGGGGCGCACGCCCGGCACUCCUGGCGUUAGGUGGAGUGACGAUUUGCCCGGCGCGUCGUUUGGCGCAUCAGACAGAGGCGUGGCGACUCCGACGCCGUCGAUGGCGUACUCACGCGCGGCAACACCAGGGACGCCCACGCCGUCGAUGGCCGAUCGACCCUUGACUGGAGACAUCUAUGCCGCGCCGGCGCCUGCUUAUACGCCUGGUCGCACGCCCGGCACGCCUGGUGUCCGGUGGAGCGAUGACGUACCCGGCGCGUCGUUUGGCGCUUCGGACUUCAAGCGCGCGGCGACGCCUGGUACACCCACACCGUCCAUGGCGUGCUCGCCGGACGAAAUGCAGGACGACGACGAUAGCAUGGCGACAGCUGCCCAGGAGGCGCAGGACGAUAGCCCCCCAUGGCGGACGUUAGACGAUGAGGGCGCCUUCUCGCCGACGCCAUCGAUGACGGACCGGCCCCUGACCGGUGGGGGCCCCUCGGAUGUAAAUCACAACUGUUAGUAGAACCUAGUG